Penicillium alfredii is the source of this 954-nucleotide messenger RNA. RefSeq names its product putative alpha-1,6-mannosyltransferase subunit. Gene Ontology annotation, biological process: protein N-linked glycosylation. Gene Ontology annotation, molecular function: alpha-1,6-mannosyltransferase activity. Bases 1 to 954 code for a protein of 317 amino acids. The record is from RefSeq and is a predicted model, not a curated record. Gene Ontology annotation, cellular component: Golgi membrane; mannan polymerase complex. Lineage: Eukaryota; Fungi; Ascomycota; Eurotiomycetes; Eurotiales; Aspergillaceae. The transcript has 3 exons.
AUGCAGUUCGCGUUGCCUCCGCGCAGUCCCCAUCUUCUCCCUCAUGCUCGCUCCUCCCGCCUCCCGAUCUAUCGCAGGAAGCAGCUCAAGACAGUCGCCUUAUUUGGAAUCGCAAUUCUCUCGCUGCUAUUUAUCUGCUCCCGCCUCUCUUCUUCAAGCUCGACAUCCGUUGCGACGCCGACUGGCACGACAGGCGUUGUGAUUGUCACCCUGCUGGAUCGCGAGAACUUCAGCGACAGUUACCUCAAUAAAAUUGUGGCGAAUCGGGAGGACUAUGCCAAACGUCAUGGCUACACGAACUUCUUCGCAACGGUGUCCGACUACAAAGAUGCCGUAGGCGAUGCUCCCAAGAGCUGGGCCCUGGUUCCGGCUAUUCGUCAUGCCAUCGCAUCCCACCCUCGCUCGGCGUACUUCUUCCACCUCAGCUCUCAUGCCUUGAUCAUGAACCCAUCCAAACCCCUCAAAUCACACCUGUUAGAAAAGAGCCGCCUCGAAUCCUUGACGCUGAAGGACGUCCCCGUUGUGCCGCCAGACAGCAUCAUCAAGACCUUCUCGCAUCUGAAAGAGAACGACAUCGACCUCAUUGUGACCCAGGAUAAAGAGGAUGUCAGUCCCGGAAGUUUUGUCCUGAAGAACGGAGAGUUUGCCCGUUUCUUCCUUGAUGUCUGGUUCGAUCCGCUGUUCCGCAGCUAUAACUUUGCCAAGGCAGAGAUUCAUGGACUGGAUCAUAUCAUGCAAUGGCAUCCGACUAUUUUGGCGCGGACGGCCCUAGUCCCUCAACGCACCCUGAAUGCCUAUAGCAAAGACUCGACAGGGGCUUCGUCGGAUGGUACCUACCAGGACGGGGACUUUGUGAUUCGGUUCCCUGGGUGUGAUGACACUAAGGGCAGGGACUGUGUCCAGGAGCUGGAGCCAUACUAUAAGUUGUGGCUAAGGAAAACAAAGACCGAUUAA